UCAAACGGUACGUUAUUUAGUCUAAGGCCAAUCGGUUUGGUGUCAGCCAUGAUUUAAAGCGAGGAAGGAAGGAAGCAGUCAUGAACAUCUUACAACAUAUGUGUGCUAGCUUAGCUACUUCCACUCUUAUGCCAACAGCUAACAGCUAGCUAAGGUUAUGUGAGGCUAGCUUAGGUACUAGGUACUUAGCUACUGACAGUGAACUGUAUUUCACUCCGAAAAGAUGUGAUACUCUUUGAAUAUAUUUUCUGACAUAUUUGGCUAGUUAACGGUGUUAGAAAAUGCUGGUGUUUUGCCGAGCUGUUGUUCGUUCAUGCCGUGGGGUAACACUGGACAACAUUCGUCCUUUUCAUCUGUUCAACGAUGGAUACUCAGUAACAAGCUUUCACAGGAGAAAACUGCAAAGUCACAUAACAUGUAACGUGUGUGUAACGCGUUUGUUCAGCUCCCAGCCACAUAAUCCUAAGGUGCCAAAGGUUGCAACAUGGGAACCUGUACAAGAUGACCAGCUCCCACAGCCUGCCAAAAUCCCUGCUGACCUGGUGGAUAAACUGGAGCGACUGGCCUUGGUUGAUUUCCGUACCAAACAGGGACUGGCCUGUUUGGAGAAAGCCAUCCGAUUUGCGGAUCAGCUCCAUGUUGUAGACACUUCAGGUGUUGAACCGAUGGAUUCUGUUCUAGAGGACAGGGUGUUAUACCUGAGAAAUGACACAGCGAAAGAAGGAGACUGUGCAGAGGAACUACUUCGACUGUCUAAACAAACAAUAGAAGAAUACUUUGUGGCACCACCAGGAAAUAUUCCACUACCAAAGAGGGAGGAUAGGACUGCUUUGUUGAAACACUCUGAAUUCUGAUCUUCAUGAAUGUGUACUAAAUAUUUUUUUCAGAUUUUUGUGUAUAGAGUUUGAGUUACUUUAUUUAAGGCCCAGACAUUAGCAUUUACCCACAGUCAAAAAGAAAUACAGAUAUGACAUUAUAUUUGAGAAACAAAAGUCUACUAGUCAUGUUUGUAGAUCUGUACUUUUCAGUUUCCUUUGACAGCUGUGUUGGUGCUUCACUUUGGUUUCACUAUCAUUUUACUGAAAGGAGUGAGUAGCAUUGUGUUUAUAAAUAAUGCAUUGCAGUGUUGCACAGUUUUGACUUGUGAUUAUACAUCAUAAUCUAUAUAUGUCCUGAUUUGAUGUAAAAUGAUGCUGAAUUGUACUGUUUUGCAUGUGUCUUUUAUUUUGGUGUCAGAACCUUUGUGUUCAAUAAAUCAUAAGCACAAUU
Messenger RNA from Sphaeramia orbicularis (orbiculate cardinalfish), 1269 nucleotides. It is a transcript of the gene gatc, whose product is annotated as glutamyl-tRNA amidotransferase subunit C. Lineage: Eukaryota; Metazoa; Chordata; Actinopteri; Kurtiformes; Apogonidae. The transcript is spliced from 5 exons. Gene Ontology annotation, cellular component: glutamyl-tRNA(Gln) amidotransferase complex; mitochondrion. Gene Ontology annotation, biological process: mitochondrial translation; glutaminyl-tRNAGln biosynthesis via transamidation; regulation of translational fidelity. The record is from RefSeq and is a predicted model, not a curated record. The coding region runs from base 282 to 854 and encodes 190 amino acids.